CUGGAUUUAAGUUAUAUUACAUGUUAACGUCCUUAUUACUUACGAUUUAACUAUAGCUCAACAUAUCUCAGUUACUAUUAAUGCUAACUUGACUCGUUAAUUUAAUGACCAAGUAAUAUUUUGGUUUAUUUUUUCUCCGUUAAGGGUCUUAAUAUUGAAAUUACUUCAAAUUUGCAGUUGAUAUAUUUAUAUAUAUAUAAGUUGUUAUAUUUAUAACAUUAAUGUUAUAAAUAUAUCAACUCAACUAGUAUUCAUAGAAUAACCGUAUAAAUUGCUCAUUUGUGACACACAUGAAGGAAAUGUGUCUCUGAAUUUAUUCUCAUCAAUAGGCAGUCACAAAAUAUAUUUUCUAAAGAAGUAUUUGAAUUGUAGUAUGAACUAGUAAUCCCAGGAAUAACGCAAUUUAAUCAAGAAGUAUCAGAUGAACUCGAACGAAUGUAUUGUAUUUGGAAUUCAAAAUUACAACAGUCAUCAAUACGAAGAAGUCAUUGAUUUAUUUAAACACCACAACCGCCACAGCUCGAAUUGGAGUUUUUGAUGAAAGUUGUCCAAGUAAAUAUAGAAAACAAACCUUAUCAUGAACUUCCGAAGAAAAAUAUUUUAUACUUUCCGCCUUCGAACUAUUUCUAAAUUUACUAUUAUCCUAAUACUUGCUUGUUUUAUGUUAAUCAGUAUUUAUGUCACAAAUCAAAAUAAAAACCAUCAUAAUGAAAUUGAUGUAGAAGAACCAAGCACAGAACUUUAUAAUUUUGGUAUUAAUAUUGUUGUAUUAAAAAAUGUUCGCAUUGAUCCAUCUAAAGUCGUCGGUGCAAUUGGAGGAGAAGAUCCUUUGAAAGUUCCUAAUCAACCAGAAUCGUAUGAACUUUUGAAUUUUGAAUAUGGAUUUAUAAAAACUGGUGUUAAACCAAAUAUAAAAAAAGAACAAUUACAUUCGUAUGAAACUAAUGUAAUUAAGUUUCUUGAAUCGUUGGAGGUACUUGAUUCCGUGGACUGGAAAACAAAACAUUACUAUAAGGAAAAAAUUGUCCUCUUGGUAACUCGAGUUGAAUAUGCUAAUUUAUAUCAUACAAUGACUGAUUUAUAUAAUACAUUUAUAACUAUUAAAUUAUUAAAUUUAACUAUUAAUAAUAUACAUAUCAUUAUAGUUGAUGGACAUCCAUUAGGUAAUUUAGAUGAAUUAUGGUAUAAAUUAUUUAAAAAUUCUAUAACAAGAAUUGGAUCAUAUCGAUAUACUACUGAUAAUAAUAAUAAUAAUAAUAAUAAUAAUAAUAAUAAUGUAAUACCCUUACUACCUAUCAAUAAUGAAGAUCAUUUAUUAUAUAUUAAUAAAUUAGUUAUAGUACCAUAUGGUUAUGCAAGUCCUUUAUAUGUUGAUAAAGAUAUUAUUAUUAAUAAUACUAAUAAUAAUAAUAAUAAUAAUAAUAAUAAUAUGUAUAUUGAAGAAUUUAAACAGUUUCUAUUAAGUAGUUAUAAUUUACAUGAUACUUAUAAUAUAUGUAAUAAUAAUAAUAAUGGUAAUAAUAAUAAUGGUAAUAAUAAUGAUAAUAAUAGUAAUAAUAAUGAUAAUAAUAGUAAUAAUAAUGAUAAUAAUAGUAAUAAUAAUGGUAAUAAUAAUGAUAAUAAUAGUAAUAAUAAUGAUAAUAAUAGUAAUAAUAAUGAUAAUAAUAGUAAUAAUAAUGGUAAUAAUAAUGAUAAUAAUAGUAAUAAUAAUGAUAAUAAUAGUAAUAAUAAUGGUAAUAAUAAUAAUGGUAAUAAUAAUAAUAAUAAUGGUAAUAAUAAUAAUAGUAAUAAUAAUAAUAAUAUUAUUAAUAAUAAUAAUAAUUAUAAAUCAAUACAAAUUAUAAUCAUAAGUCGUAAUAAUUAUUAUUCCCAUCCACGUAAUAUAAAAGGUAUAAUUAAUAGAAAAAUUAAUAAUGAAUUACAAUUAUUAAAUAAAUUAAAACAAUUAGGUUUUUAUAAUUCAUUUAUUAUUGAUUUAAUUAAUUUAUCAAUUAAUGAACAAUUUAAAUUAAUAAUAAAUACUAAUAUAUUAAUUGGUAUGCAUGGUGCUGGUUUAACAUACACUUUAUUAUUACCUAAUACAUCUAGUCUUAUAGAAUUAUUCCCUUAUUAUUGUUGUCAAGGGAAUAAACAUUUUAUUAAAUUUACUGAAUUACGUCAUAUAAAUUAUAAUGCAUAUUAUGGUUUAUCAUAUAAUGAUAAUAAACAAUUAGAUACAAGUUAUAUACCAAUUAAUGAAUUUGAAUUAUUAUUUAUACGAACAUUUCAUAAAUGGAAAGAAAAUAUUGAAAAAGAAAAAAAUAGAAAAAAGUGUUAA
Messenger RNA from Schistosoma rodhaini, 2317 nucleotides. Lineage: Eukaryota; Metazoa; Platyhelminthes; Trematoda; Strigeidida; Schistosomatidae. The record is from the annotation of a GenBank genome assembly.